AGGCCUGGUGGGUGUGGCUUUCGGCCGAGCAACAUGGCGCCCACCAUGCUGGUGCUGCUGGUUCCGCCGUUGCCCGCAGCCCGAGGACUUCUCCGGAACUGUUGGAAGCAGCUGCAGCGGAAACUUCUGCAGAGCCGACCAGGUUUUCCCAGUCCGCCAUGGGGACCAGCGUUAGCAGUCCAAGGUCCAGCUAUAUUUUCAGAACCAGCAAAUGAUACCAGUGGAAGUACGGAGACUUGCAGCCUUCUGGAUAGUAUAUUUUGGAUGGCAGCUCCUAAAAACAGGCGCAGCAUUGAAGUGAACCGAUGUAGGAGAAGAAACCCUCAUAAGCUUAUUAAAGUUAAGAACAAUAUAGACUUUUGUCCUGAAUGUGGUCACCUGAAACAGAAACAUGUCCUCUGUGGCUAUUGCUAUGAGAAGGUGUGCAAGGAGACAGCAGAAAUCAGAAGACAGAUAGGGAAGCAAGAGGGGGGCCCUUUCAAGGCUCCUACUGUGGAGACCGUGGUGCUGUAUUCGGGGGAGACACCCACCGAGCAGGAUCAAGGCAAGAGGAUCAUUGAGCGGGAGAGGAAGCGGCCGUCCUGGUUCACCCAGAACUGACAUCAAACAUGUUUCAAGAGGAGAGCUUCAUAUAAGACAUUUCUCCUGAAAAAGAACGAUUCUUUGCUUUGACAUUGGUUGUGUGCUUGUUUUUAAAUCAUUGACGUAGCUUCAGACAUUCUGUAUAAGCAGUUAGUUUUUUGCAGGUAAUUUGUAUCAGGAGUAAAGUCUAAAUGUUUCAGCACAGGCUCA
This is a messenger RNA of Dama dama (fallow deer), 792 nucleotides long. It is a transcript of the gene MRPL32, whose product is annotated as mitochondrial ribosomal protein L32. The transcript is spliced from 3 exons. The record is from RefSeq and is a predicted model, not a curated record. Bases 34 to 600 code for a protein of 188 amino acids. Lineage: Eukaryota; Metazoa; Chordata; Mammalia; Artiodactyla; Cervidae. Gene Ontology annotation, biological process: translation. Gene Ontology annotation, cellular component: mitochondrial large ribosomal subunit. Gene Ontology annotation, molecular function: structural constituent of ribosome.